Uncinocarpus reesii 1704 is the source of this 633-nucleotide messenger RNA. Its product is annotated as signal peptidase I. Gene Ontology annotation, cellular component: membrane; signal peptidase complex. NCBI's taxonomy places the organism in Eukaryota, Fungi, Ascomycota, Eurotiomycetes, Onygenales, Onygenaceae. The record is from RefSeq and is a predicted model, not a curated record. The transcript is spliced from 2 exons. Gene Ontology annotation, molecular function: serine-type endopeptidase activity. The coding region runs from base 1 to 633 and encodes 210 amino acids.
AUGCUCUCCAGUCUAUCCCCCCACCUCUCCAAUGUCCGGCAGACGCUCACGCAAGUCCUCAAUUUCGCGCUCGUCCUCUCCACGGCCUUUAUGAUGUGGAAAGCCCUCUCGAUCUACACCAAUUCGUCGUCGCCGAUCGUGGUGGUGCUCUCGGGCAGCAUGGAGCCCGCGUUCCAGCGGGGUGAUUUAUUGUUUUUGUGGAAUCGGAGCCCGCGGGCGGAGGUUGGGGAGAUUGUGGUGUAUAAUGUGCGAGGAAAGGAUAUUCCGAUUGUGCAUCGGGUGGUGAGGGCGUUUGGGGAUGAUGCGAGGGAUCCGAAGGAAGGGGGAGGGAAGAAGGGGAAGAGUGCGAGUGGGACGGGGAAGAAGGAGAGUGUUGCGGCUGGGGCCGUUCACUCGGAUUCCUCCUUCGUCUCUCAUAAACUCCUCACCAAGGGCGACAAUAAUAUCGCAGAUGACACUGAACUGUACGCUCGAGGGCAGGACUAUCUCGACCGCAAGGUGGACUUGGUGGGCAGUGUGCGCGGGUAUAUUCCUGCGGUGGGAUACGUGACGAUUAUGCUGAGCGAGCAUCCAUGGUUGAAGUCUGUGCUAUUGGGGCUUAUGGGAGUUAUGGUCAUUUUACAGCGAGAAUAG